Molecule: messenger RNA, 1488 nt
Organism: Serendipita indica DSM 11827
Lineage: Eukaryota; Fungi; Basidiomycota; Agaricomycetes; Sebacinales; Serendipitaceae
Source: the annotation of a GenBank genome assembly
AUGGCAGCACCAGCUCAGUUUACAGAGUAUAUCGACAAGAAUGCAGAUAAGUUCAUCGACAGACUCGCGAAAGCAGUCGCUAUUCCAAGCGUAUCUGGUGAUGCUUCCUACCGCAAACACGUCUUUGAGAUGGCCGAUUUCCUCAAAUCAGAGCUCGAGGCUCUCGGCGUCAAAGUUAAACUCGUCCCCCUUGGGAAGCAAGUGCUAGAUGGUCAGGAGAUUGACCUCCCACCUGCCAUUCUGGGCGAAAUCGGAAACGAUAAGAGCAAGAAGACGGUUGGGCUAUAUGCUCACUACGAUGUUCAACCCCCGAGCUCACAUUCCAAACUGAUCGACAAACCACAGGCACUCCUCUCAGAUGGAUGGGACACCGACCCUUUUGUCUUGAAGGUCGACGAGAAAACAGGAAGACUGAUUGGACGCGGAUCUAGCGACGACAAAGGCCCACUUUUGGGAUGGAUUAAUGUUCUCGAAGCACAUGUCAAACAAGGAAUAGAGCUUCCGGUCAAUCUCAAGUUCUGUCUCGAAGGCAAGUUUCACAGGAUGGAGGAGAGUGGCUCAGAAGGUCUCGACGACUUGAUCAACUCGGAAGUUGGGCCCGGAAAAUUCUUUGACGGCGUCGACUGCGUGUGCAUCUCCGAUAAUUACUGGCUCAAUACGAGAACCCCAUGCCUGACCUACGGUUUGCGUGGCAUAUGCUACUACAAAAUCAAUGUCUCUGGUCCAGCCAAGGAUCUUCAUUCUGGUGUGUUCGGCAGAAUGGUGCACGAGCCCAUGACGGAUCUCAUACACAUUAUGAGCAAACUUGUUACUCCGCAAGGCGACAUUCUCGUCCCCGGAAUCAACGAGCUGGUCGCCCCCUUGACUGAGGAGGAGAGAAAGCGCUACGAGUCUCUCGACUACUCGAUCGACGACGUGCACUCCUCUGCCGGUGCUGAAAUCGCAGUGUCAAGCUCCAUCUCCGAAGUCUUGAUGAACCGCAUGCGCUACCCCUCCCUCUCGCUGCACGGAAUCGAGGGUGCAUUUUACGCGGCGGGUGCCAAGACGGUUAUCCCAGCUCGAGUAGCGGGCAAAUUCAGUAUCCGUCUCGUGCCAGACAUGUUGCCCGUAGAUGUCGACAGGCUCGUCACAGAGUAUAUCAAGAGCAUCUUCAACCAGCUCAAUAGCAAGAACAAACUCGAAGUCGAGUCGCUACAUGGUGGCAAGCCGUGGGUUGCCGACCCUAAUCAUUGGAAUUAUGUCGCGGCCGCAAAAGCGACCGAGACGGUUUAUGGUCGUAAACCAGAUUUGACGAGAGAGGGCGGCAGCAUCCCUGUCACGUUGACGUUUGCAGAAGCCUUGGGGGUCAAUGUGCUCCUCUUGCCGAUGGGUAGAGGAGACGAUGGUGCGCACUCGACUAAUGAAAAAUUGGACAGGAGCAACUAUAUCAAGGGUACAAAGCUUCUUGGGACUUACCUUUGGGAGGUCUCAAAGGUCACGGAGAAGUAA